Molecule: messenger RNA, 2468 nt
Organism: Aspergillus nidulans FGSC A4
Lineage: Eukaryota; Fungi; Ascomycota; Eurotiomycetes; Eurotiales; Aspergillaceae
Gene: sec23
Product: GTPase-activating protein SEC23
Exons: 7
Coding region: 153-2468 (771 amino acids)
Biological process (GO): intracellular protein transport; endoplasmic reticulum to Golgi vesicle-mediated transport; COPII-coated vesicle budding
Cellular component (GO): COPII vesicle coat; cytoplasm; Golgi membrane
Molecular function (GO): zinc ion binding
Source: RefSeq, a predicted model, not a curated record
CUUCAAUUGUCGGCGUGCUUUAUUCUAAACAGUGCUGGAGUAGAAUCCCUGAGCUUGAAAUAUACGAGUUAAGGGAUAAUCGCCCUCGGUAUUGACCAGUUUCCUUUGGCCUUCCUCCAUAUACCCACCUGUUCUCCGAUUACCCCAGCAAGAUGGACUACGAAGGUUUGAAGGAUCAAUGGAGUGAUGUCGAGGACCGCGAUGGAAUCAGGUUGAGCUGGAACACAUUUCCAAGCUCCCGGAUGGAAGCGUCCCGACUUGUUGUCCCUAUCGGUGCCAUCUACACCCCUUUGAAGGAAAGACCAGAUGCUCCCCUUCUUCAAUAUGAGCCAGUGACCUGCAAAGCGCCAUGCCGGGCAGUUCUGAACCCUUAUGCCAACGUCGACGUGCGCGCUCGAAUCUGGAUAUGCCCUUUUUGUCUCAUGCGGAACCCCCUUCCUCCACACUACAAGGAUAUCACAGAGAGUACGAUACCCCCCGAGCUUCACCCGUUGAGCACGACCAUCGAAUAUCAACUUGCUCGUCCCGCCCCUGCUCCUCCGAUCUUCGUAUUUGUUGUCGACACCUGCCAGGAAGAUGACAGCCUGAAGGCUGUAAAGGAUUCACUGAUUUUGAGUUUGUCUCUGUUGCCACCGAAUGCUCUUGUUGGUUUGAUUACAUUUGGCACCAUGGCACAAGUGCACGAACUCGGAUACACUGAAUGCGCCAAAUCAUAUGUUUUCCGGGGUAGUAAGGACUACAACGCAAAACAGGUCCAGGAAAUGCUUGGAUUGGCCUCGGGAAUCCGCCCUAAUAUGCCAAACAUGCCGCAACAGCCAGUCCGCCCUCCGCUUGGCGCUGCCGCCCGAUUCCUCUUGCCUGUUCAACAAGCCGAGUUCCAAAUUACGAAUAUGCUUGAGCAGCUUCAGCGCGACCCUUGGCCCGUGGCAAAUGAUAAGCGCCCCUUGAGAUGCACUGGCGUGGCUCUUAACGUCGCCGUCGGAUUACUUGAAUCCUCCUUCCAGAAUGCCGGUGCGCAUAUCAUGCUGUUCACAAGCGGCCCUGCUACUGAGGGUCCGGGCCUUGUUGUGAGCCCCGAACUGAAAGAGCCCAUUCGUUCUCACCACGACAUUGACCGUGACAAUAUUAAAUACUACAAAAAGGCAUUGAAGUUCUACGAUGCCCUGGCCAAGCGCGCUGCGAAUAAUGGUCACGUAGUCGAUCUUUUCGCUGGCUGCCUCGACCAAGUUGGUCUUCUGGAAAUGAAGAACCUCGCUAAUUACACUGGAGGUCAUAUUCUUCUUACUGACAGCUUCACCUCAUCACAAUUCAAGCAGUCUUUUAUCCGCGUGUUCGAUAAAGAUGCAAACGAUAACCUUCUUAUGGGUUUCAAUGCAUCUCUCGAAGUUUUGACCACGAAGGAGCUUAAGGUCACCGGCCUCAUUGGCCAUGCUGUUUCUCUUAACAAGAAGUCCAGCUCCGUGGGUGAGACAGAAUGCGGUAUCGGCAACACCUGUGCCUGGAAGAUGUGCGGUAUCGAUCCUUCUUCGAGCUAUGGUAUUUAUUUCGAAAUCGCGAACCAGGGUGGUCCUGCAGCCGUACAACCAGGGCCUCAAAGGGGGAUGAUGCAGUUCUUAACCUACUACCAGCACUCUUCCGGACACUUCCACCUUCGAGUCACAACCGUUGCACGAAACCUGAGUGGUCCUGCAGGUGAUCCCACUCUUGCACAGUCUUUCGACCAGGAGGCCGCCGCGGUGCUCAUGGCUCGUAUCGGAGUCUUCAAGGCCGAGGUUGACGAUGGUCCGGAUGUCCUCAGAUGGGUAGAUAGGAUGCUCAUUCGACUUUGCUCGCGCUUUGCCGACUACCGUAAGGAUGACCCUACGUCUUUCCGACUUGAGAAGAACUUCACACUCUAUCCUCAAUUCAUGUUCCAUCUCCGCCGAAGUCAGUUCUUGCAGGUCUUCAAUAACUCUCCCGACGAGACUGCUUUCUAUCGCCAUGUGCUCAAUCACGAAGAUGUCGGCGACUCUCUUAUUAUGAUCCAGCCAACCUUGGAUUCGUAUUCACUAGAGCAUGAAGGUAGCCUACCAGUAUUGCUGGAUUCGGCUUCCAUUCAGCCCACUCAUAUUCUUCUUCUGGAUACCUUCUUCCAUAUCCUUAUUUUCCACGGUGAAACUAUCGCCGAAUGGAGAAAGGCAGGUUACCAGGAUCAGGAGGGCUAUGAGAACUUAAAGGCUCUUCUUGAUCUUCCAAAGGAGGAUGCAAGGGAACUCAUUUCGGAACGCUUCCCACUGCCCCGAUUCAUCGUCUGUGAUGCCGGUGGGUCCCAGGCACGUUUCCUCUUGUCCAAGCUUAACCCGUCCACGACACAUACAACAGGAGGCUACGGUGGAGGCGUGUCGUCACAGACUAUUUUCACCGACGACGUGUCUCUGCAAACUUUCAUGGACCACCUCAUGAAGCUUGCGGUUUCUGGAACGAGUUAA